Messenger RNA from Lycium ferocissimum, 1757 nucleotides. RefSeq names its product probable indole-3-pyruvate monooxygenase YUCCA5. The transcript is spliced from 3 exons. Gene Ontology annotation, molecular function: N,N-dimethylaniline monooxygenase activity; NADP binding; flavin adenine dinucleotide binding. NCBI's taxonomy places the organism in Eukaryota, Viridiplantae, Streptophyta, Magnoliopsida, Solanales, Solanaceae. The coding region runs from base 139 to 1389 and encodes 416 amino acids. Gene Ontology annotation, biological process: auxin biosynthetic process. The record is from RefSeq and is a predicted model, not a curated record.
CCUCUCUCUUCAACAAUCAAAUUCUAUCAGUCUAAUAUUCUCUCUAACACAAAGUAAAGUUUUCUGUUUCAGCCUUUUAUCGCUCCGAUUCAUUUUAAACAAAAAAAAACAACCACCAUUUUUACUAGAAACGCAAAAAUGUUUACCUUCUUGUCAGAACAAAAUUCUGUUUCUCGCAGAUGUGUUUGGGUAAAUGGCCCGGUUAUUGUAGGUGCAGGUCCAUCAGGACUAGCUGUGGGAGCUUGCUUAAGAGAACAAAGAGUUCCAUUUGUUGUUAUAGAAAGGUCUGACUGUAUUGCAUCUUUAUGGAAAAAACGAACUUAUGAUCGUUUAACACUCCACCUCCCCAAAAAGUUCUGCCAAUUACCCAAAUUUUCAUUCCCAGAUCACUACCCAGAGUACCCAACAAAGAAACAAGUCAUAGAAUACCUCGAACUGUAUGCCCAGACCUUUGACAUUAACCCACAGUUCAACGAAUAUGUUCAUUCAGCUAAGUACGACGAAACUUGCGGAGUUUGGAGGGUGAAAACUAGUUCACCUAACAGCUCUGAAGUUGAGUACAUUUGCCAGUGGCUUGUUGUGGCUACUGGCGAAAAUGCUGAACAAGUUGUGCCUGAUAUUGAAGGAUUGAAAGAUUUUGGAGGUGAAGUUAUUCAUGCUUGUGAUUAUAAGUCAGGGGAAAAAUAUCAGGGAAAGAAAGUUGUUGUUGUUGGAUGUGGAAAUUCCGGCAUGGAAGUCUCUCUUGAUCUUUCAAAUCAUGGUGCUCAACCAUCAAUAGUCUGUCGUAGCUCGGUUCAUGUAUUGCCAAGAGAAAUUUUUGGGAAAUCAACAUUUGAGCUAGCCAUGUUUAUGAUGAAAUGGUUACCUCUUUGGCUAGUGGACAAGAUUCUUCUUAUUCUUACAUGGAUUAUACUUGGAAAUAUUGAGAGUUAUGGACUAAAAAGGCCAUCAGUUGGACCAUUGACACUCAAGAACAAACAAGGGAAAACACCUGUUCUUGACAUUGGUGCCUUGGAAAAAAUUAGAUCUGGAAAAGUUAAAGUUGUCCCUGGAAUCAAGAAGUUUUCAAGUGGCACUGCUGAACUUGUCAAUGGUGAAAAGCUUGAAAUUGAUUCUGUUGUUCUGGCUACUGGUUAUUGCAGCAAUGUUCCUUAUUGGCUACAGGAAACUGAAUUUUUCUCCAAGAAUGGUUUCCCAAAAGCACAAUUUCCAAACAACUGGAAAGGAAAAUCUGGGCUAUAUGCAAUUGGAUUCACAAGGAGAGGGCUAGCUGGUGUUUCUGCUGAUGCUAUUAAAAUUUCACAAGAUAUUGACAAAGUAUACAAAGAUGAUCUCAAACAAAAGAAGCAAAAAGUUCCCACACAUAGAAGAUGCAUCUCAACUUUUUAAUUCACCUGAAUCAUAUUGAAGUGGAAAAAAGAAAACACCGAAAAAUUCCCUUCUUUUUUAACAGGGGAAUUAAAGAAAAGAGAUGCAUAAAAUAACUGUGUAAAAAUGUAUACAAAAUAUACAAAAGGAAAACAGCUGAAGAUAGCAUAUACAGAGAUUAGCCCUCUCCAAAAAUUAGCUCAAGUUUUUCUAUAGUUUGGGCAUUUUACCCGAGGAUGAAGCGGCGUUUCUCUUCCUUUUUUUUUUUUUUUUUUUUUUUUUUUUCUUGCACGAUUUUUUAAAUUUGUUUGUAUUAACUUCCCAUUAUACAAAUUUGUACAAUUAUUAUUGAUUAUUUAUUAGAAUGACAAAGAUGUUCUUUAUUGUUA